AAAAAAAAGAAAGAAAGAAAGAGAGAGAAGUGAGGAAAGAAGCGAGCAGGCGGGGAGCUGUGUGCUGUGUGCCUGGAAGCGAGCAGCAGGACGGACGCGCUUUGGAUUUCUUCAAUAUGUGCGCUGGGAUAGUAGAAAAUAUUGGACAACAUUUCAACAGACUCUUCUGAUAAAGUGAAAACUAACUCCCCAUCACCACCAAAAAACAAACACCAUUUUACUUUUUUUUUUGUUUGUUUUUUUUUUGUUUGUUUUUUAAGACACCCAUCGCAGUACCGCUUCUGAACCGAAGGAGGGAGAGGGCAGAGCAAGCGAGCCACACCGAGAGGAGUGACUGAAAGAAAGAAAGAGAGAGAGGGAAGGAGGGGGAAAAGUUUCCAGCGGCACUCUCUCUCUCUCUCUCUCUCUCUGUGUGUACUCGCACACACACACACAGAAAGGACAAGCAGAGGAAAAAAUAGCGAAGAAUAAAGAACAGAGGGACUCGAAUUCCCAUCCCAAUCAUACCGUCAUGAAAACCCCCGGCGAGACAGCUGGGCUUGCCUUCCCAGACUGGGCGUACAAGCCGGAGUCGAGCCCAGGCUCGCGGCAGAUCCAGCUGUGGCACUUCAUCCUGGAGCUGCUGCGCAAGGAGGAGUGCCACGACAUCAUCGCGUGGCAGGGGGACUACGGGGAGUUCGUCAUCAAGGACCCGGACGAGGUGGCGCGGCUCUGGGGCGCCAGGAAGUGCAAACCCCAGAUGAACUACGACAAGCUCAGCCGGGCGCUCAGGUAUUACUACAACAAGCGUAUUCUUCACAAGACCAAAGGCAAGCGAUUCACCUACAAGUUCAACUUCAACAAGCUGGUUCUGGUCAACUACCCCUUCAUUGACAUGGGACCUGGAGGUGGGGUCCCCCAAAGCGCCCCUCCAGUUCCCACGGGGGGUCCCCACUUCCGGUUCCCGUCCACCCCCUCGGAUGUGCUCUCCCCGAACGAGGACCUGCGCAGCCCCAACCUGUUCUCUGCCGUGGCGCGGCGCAUGGCUCGAGGAUCGGUGAGCGACUGCAGCGACGGCACCUCCGUCAACUCGGAGAUCGAGGAGGGAAUCGGAGGGGGACCCAACUCCGAAGAGAGGGGAGGGGUCCCCAGAGAACUGCCGGUGCCCGGCAGCUUCCGCGGGCUCCCCCCUUCCCUCCACCCGCGCCUGUCCCACGACUCCCUCUUCAGGGUCUACCCCCACGGCCGGCCGCACAGGGUGGACCCCCUCAGCCCCUUCCCAGUGUCCCCCCUCCCGGGCCCCGGAGGGUCCAUGAUGGGCCCCCAGCUGUCCCCGGCCCUGCCCAUGACCCCCGGCCACCUGAACUACACACCGUCCCCCACGCUCAGCCCCAUGUACAGCAGCCACUUCUCCUUCAACAGCGAGGACAUGAAGCGCUACCUGCAGGCUCACACUCAGAGCGUCUACAACUACCACCUCUCCCCCAGGGCCUUCAUGCACUACCCCAACAUCAUAGUGCCCCAGCCGCAGAGGCUGGACAAGGGGCAUCCGCUGCACGCCAACCUGCAUAGCAACCACUCCUCCUCCUCCUCCUCCUCCUCCUCCUCCUCCCAGCACCCUCUACCACCCCCGCCCUCCGCUCACCACCUGCAGCACCACCCAGCCCCCCAGCAGCAGCAGCCCUCGGGAGAGGAUCACUUGUCCUCCUUCAAGUUCAAGCUCCAGCCUCCGCCGCUGGGUAAGAAGCACAGAGAGCGGGCUUUGAACGGCGCUGCGCCUGACGGGGUUCCCUCAACCUCUUUCGGCUCCUCCGCUUCCGGUACCCCGACUUUGUCCUCCGCAGGGGGUAACGCCCCCUCCUCCUCCUCCUCCUCCUCCAAUGCAUCGAAUUGUCAUUCUUCAGUCGGUCCGGGGCUCCCCCAGAUCAAAGUGGAGCCCAUCUCCGAGUCGGAGUCGGAGGAGGUGGAGGUGGAGGGUAUCAGCGAGGACGAGAGCUUCUCCAGAGAGGGGGAGGAAGAGGAUUUCGGGGACGAAGAGGACUAUCUGGACGAGGAUGUCUUCAAGACCCCCGCGGCCCCCUCCCCUCACACCCCCGGCGGGGGCGGCUUGCUGGACGGCUACCAGUUCACUGCCCAUCACAGCCCCCACCAACACUACCAUCAAACUCACAGCCGGCAGCUGCAGCAGUACCAGCAGCAAGCAGGAGCCAGCAGCCGGAGAGGGGCUGCUUCUGCCCUGGCAUCGGCUUCAUCGCGGACUGGGAACCACGCUCCCUCCUCUGCCCUCGCCGGCCCCGCUGCUUUCCCAGUCUCCCCCAAACCGGAACCCCUGGAUUUGGAAUCGCAGCCUAGACUUGGUAACGGGGCUGUGGGAGGGGGUUCGGGAUCGGAGAGGAACGGCGGCUUUCCUUCCAGCCCGGGAGUCGGAGUCGGGGGCAGCAGCAGCAGCAAGUGCAUCCCUCUCAAACUGCGCUUCAAGAGACGCUGGAGCGAGGACCAGAGGAUGGAGGCGAGCUCCGAGGAGUCUGACGACAAGAAAGUGAGGGGCGAGGAGCAGAAGCAGGAGCCGCUUCGGGAAGAGGGGGAGCAAGGGAGCGGAGCCGAGGGAGGGAGGAGCAGCGGCAGCAGCGCUGGGAAAGUGACGCCGCUGCCGGCGAUGAUGGAUCACGAGGAGGAAGGCAGCAGGAGCAGAGAGGACAAGGGGAAGAUUGAGAUCUACAAUAAUAUAAGCAGCAGUAGCAGCCCUGACCCAGCGGAGAACAGUGUCGCCACACGCAGAGUGAGUGCCGAGCUGCACAGAGCCACAGCCCAGCUCUCUCUGGAGAACAAGGAGUGCUGAUCCUGCAGACAGACAGCCUGCAGUCCCCUCCUCUGUCAUCUGUGUGGGCGUGUGCUCUGGUGUGGACUCUGUGUUCUCCUCAACAAUGUUGUACUGCUUUGCUUCCAGUGGUUUUUAGUCACACAGUCGCCACCCCUCCCUCCCCAGGUUUUGGUUUGAGACUCGAGAGGCUCAAGAAUAUAUAUGUUUCAUAUUUUGCCGUUGGUUUCCAGUGCACAGACUGCAACUUCAUACCUGCCCUGGAUUUUGUGUAUUGAGGGGGAUCUGUCAUAAAAAUUAUGGACACGUACACACACACACACGCACACUGACCGUCUCUCGCUCUCUCACACGCACACUGACACUGUUUCAAGGUUUUUUUCCCUCUCUGCCUCGUUUUUUCUAAGUUUGCCGUAACGCAAAGAUAACUUAACUUAUCCAGCGUCUGCUGAACCAGGUAGUUGGAGAUGACAUUUUAAAAACAACGAAGGAAAAAAAAAAACGUUUUAAUUUCACAGUCAGAUUAAAGAGUCUGAUAACUCAUUGAAGCCUGUUUUCAACCAGCAGUCUGUCGACUGCGUUUGAGAGAGAGGUUUGCCAAAGAGCUUCAUCAGGUUUUAUUUUUCAAACUGGCAUCAGUCGCCCCAUCCACAAAUCUACAUUCAAACAGACUUGAUUUGAGCAAUUCCCUGUUUUUUUGGGGGGGUUACUCUCGCAUGUCCUCUACAUCUACAGUCUGAGUUUGGCUCUGGUCACGCAAAAUGGACAAAGAAUUAGCUGUGCUUAAUCAAGGUGCCUAUAUCCCUAUCUGUAGCUGUCUGUGUCUUUCUCCUUUCUUUCUCUCUGUUACUUGAAGCGAGGCUCUGCUGUUAAGUACAGGGGCGUGCGGAGUUCAGACUGGGCACUGGUUGCAGUGGUCUGGUGAUUAUUUAUUUUUUGAAUGAAUGAAAAGCUGUGGCCUUGCAGCACAUCUCCCAGCAAUCGCAGGCUCUU
Polyodon spathula (Mississippi paddlefish) is the source of this 3790-nucleotide messenger RNA. Its product is annotated as ETS domain-containing transcription factor ERF-like. Gene Ontology annotation, biological process: regulation of transcription by RNA polymerase II; cell differentiation. Gene Ontology annotation, molecular function: sequence-specific DNA binding; DNA-binding transcription factor activity, RNA polymerase II-specific. The record is from RefSeq and is a predicted model, not a curated record. Gene Ontology annotation, cellular component: nucleus. The transcript is spliced from 5 exons. The coding region runs from base 512 to 2818 and encodes 768 amino acids. NCBI's taxonomy places the organism in Eukaryota, Metazoa, Chordata, Actinopteri, Acipenseriformes, Polyodontidae.